Messenger RNA from Ostrea edulis (European flat oyster), 11784 nucleotides. RefSeq names its product heterogeneous nuclear ribonucleoprotein L-like. NCBI's taxonomy places the organism in Eukaryota, Metazoa, Mollusca, Bivalvia, Ostreida, Ostreidae. Gene Ontology annotation, molecular function: mRNA binding. The record is from RefSeq and is a predicted model, not a curated record. Gene Ontology annotation, cellular component: nucleus. The transcript has 15 exons. The coding region runs from base 10141 to 11595 and encodes 484 amino acids. Gene Ontology annotation, biological process: regulation of RNA splicing.
AUUCUGUCUGCUCAUUAUCUUGAGAACUCUUUGCUUGACAGAUAUCAAACUUGGUACACUGGUACAUCUACACGAGAAGAUGACUCCUAUUGAUUUUGAGGUCACUUAGUCAAAGGUCAAGAGUUAAACUUGACAUAGUAAUAUAUUGUCUCCUAUAUUUUAAGAAUUAUUUGCUUGAUUGACACCAAACUUAGUACACUGGUACAGCAUAAGGAGUAGAUGACCCCUAUUGAUUUUUAGGUCACAUGAUCAAUCCACUCCUGACAUAGGAAGAUAUUGUCUACUCAAUAUUUUGAAUUGGUGAUACUACUAUCAAUUAAAUGAUGCAUGUGUAUAACCCUUUUCAAUUUUGCACCAUGGGGAGGGGGGGGGGGCAUAUAUAUUUUACAAACAUCUCUUGUUUAAGAAUCAUUUGCUUGAUUAACACAAACUUGGUGCACUGGUACAGCAUAAGGAGUAGAUGACCCCUAUUGAUUUUUAGGUCACAUGUAUUGAUAGGCAAUCGAGAGAAGAAAAUUAAUCGACAAUUUGAUUAAUCGGAUGCACCUUUUCGAUUUAUUAAUCGAAAAUUAAUCAAAUUAUGUUCAUUUCAAAUCUAUGGCAUAAAUGUAUUAAAUUUACUUUAUUUUUUACGCUAAAUAUAUUAAGUUAAUUAAAAUAAAAUCAUUAGAUUGAUUGAUUGAUUGUAUCUUGUGUAACAUCUCUCGAGAGAUUUUUUCACUCACAUGGAGACAUCUAAAAUCAUUAGAAAUUUGAAGUUAAUAAUCCCAUACUUUUGAUUUUGUUUUCCCGGGAUAGGGAUAGAUCUCUUGACUUUUGUUGUUGUUCUUAUGAGAUCCAGGUUAGAAUAGAGCCUCAUUACCCCUUGCUUGUUGUAAGAGGCAAAAUCUGAGGCCACGUGUCACAGCAGCUGUGGCACGAUAAAGAUCCCUCCCUGCUCAAAGACUGAAAGUGCCAAGCAUAGGCCUAAAUUUUGCAGCCGUCCAUUGGCAAUGGUAAUGUCUCCAUAUGAGUGAAAGAUUCUCAAUAGGGAUGUUUAACAAUAUUCAAUCUUAACGGAUGAUUCAGCUUCAUCAUCCAUUUUUAUGCCCCCGAGAUCGAAGAUCAGGGGGCAUAUUGUUUUUGUCCUAUCUGUCAUUUUGUAAUUCUGUCAUUCUGUCUGAAACUUUAACCUUGCUAAUACCUUUUGAACAGUAAGUGAUAGAGCUUUGAUAUUUCACAUGAGUAUUCCUUGUGACAAGACCUUUCCGUGGGUACCAACAUUUUUGACCCGUGACCUUGGAGUUUGACCUACUUUUUGAAAACUUUAACCUUGCUAAUAACUUUUGAACAUUAAGAGAUAGAGCUUUGAUAUUUCACAUGAGUAUUCUUUGUGACAAGACCUUUCCGUGGGUACCAAUAUUUUUGACCCCGUGACCUUGACCUUGGAGUUUGACCUACUAUCUGAAAACUUUAACCUUGCUAAUAACUUUUGAACAGUAAGUGAUAGAGCUUUGAUAUUUCACUUGAGUAUUCCUUGUGACAAGACCUUUCCGUGGGUACCAACAUUUUUGACCCCGUGACCUUGACGUUUGACCUACUUUUUGAAAACUUUAACCUUGCAAAUACCUUUUGAACAGUAAGUGAUAGAGCUUUGAUAUUUCACAUGAUUAUUCCUUGUGACAAGACGUUUCCGUGGGUAUCAACAUUUUUGACCCUUGACCUUGGAAUUUGACCUACUUUUUGAAAACUUUAACCUUGCUAAUACCUUUUGAACAGUAAGUGAUAGAGCUUUGGUAUUUCACAUGAGUAUUCCUUGUGACAAGACCUUUCCGUGGGUACCAACAUUUCUGACCCUGUGACCUUGACCUUGGAGUUUGACCUACUUUUUGAAAACUUUAACCUUGCUAAUAACUUUUGAACAGUAAGAGAUAGAGCUUUGAUAUUUCACAUGAGUAUUCCUUGUUACAAGAUCUUUCCGUUGGUAUUGAACCUUUUGACCUUGACAUUUGACCUACUUUAAUUUUUUUUUUUACAUUGGUCAUAACUUCUAAAUGGUAAAUAUUAGAGCUUUCAUAUUGUACAUGAGCAUUUCUUUUGACAAGAUCUUUCUACUGGUACCAAGAUAUUUGCCCUUGUGACCUUGGCCAUCUUCGGAAUUGGCCAUUAUCGGAGGCAUUUGUGUUUCACAAACACAUCUUGUUAUGCAAAUUGAAAUUAAAGACUAGGCCAAAGUUUAAGGUGAAUAAGUGCAUGACUCUACACAGAAUCUGUUGUGUUGCAGUGAUUGGGAAGGCCCUGCGCUAUAGUCCCAUUCAGGUGAAAAUUGGUGCAUUAAAUUAUCUAAUCCAUGUGCCAAAGUACGCAUUCAUUAUCGAUUGUAACUUACGUUUUUUUUCGCUAGAAGUGAAUUGGGUAUGACUUACUUAUUUUUUGUACUUUCAUUUUUAAUUCCUAUGUAUUCUGAGACACCGAAUCUCAUUUGUUGAAGCAAUACAAAUCAGAAUAGAUAACCAAUAAAAUAUUUCAUCUUACAUCACAUCUCAUCACAUCUUCUCAUGCUUAUACUUUAGGGUUUAAGCUUCGUAAGUCCAAGGACAGAUAUAGAAACGACAGAAAGUGAAAAAAAACCAAAUAACGAAAAACAUUCUUUGGGAUGGGUCAAACGUCUUCAAAUACCAGAUACCGUUGAGAAGGGGAUAUUAAAACAAAGAAGAAACAUUUUCAAGAGCGGUAGAAAAGAUCGUGGUCAUGGUUCAGAGUUUCAAUUAAAACAAUGUUCCACUGCACAUUUGCUAUUUAUUGAAAAUGGCCAUUCAAAAUAUGUUGAUGGUCCAUUCAAUCUGAAAAUGGCCCAUUGAAGACUUGAACCGUGGGGCCAUAGGCCAUUUUGGCCUUCCCAAUCACUGGUGUUAUGCAAAGACGGACUCUGUAUUUCUUAUACGCAAGGAUCUCAAGAAACAGGGUUUAGACACGAACAAGAACUUGGUUAUUUCACAGGUCGCAUGGGGCCUGGAUAAUAACUUGCUUUCAGUACAGAAAGCUAUGCUGACUGGUAUGGCUGUAGUUUUAGCCUUGCAGCAGGACUUGGGCAGUGUCAUGAGUGAACUAUCUCAUUCUCCUGACAAUUUUACCCAACAAAGUCUAAGGCCAACUUUAAUUGAAGCUUUUGAAACAAUUAGGAUGCAUUAGAUCAGAUGGUCAGAGCUUGUGCUUUACAACAUCAUGCCUGAAGAGUCAACAUUGUGAAUGACAUGAAGUUAGGCUCAACUCCUUUCGAGUCUGAGCUUUUGGCAAUGUCCCUAAACCCAAGUUGGCUAUUUGGGGAAAGGAUUCAGGAUGUGGUGGAUAAGGUUCGGGCUCAGAAAAGUGCUUAAAUAUACUUGUCGGCAAGCACUUUUAGUUUUGCACCUCAGAAAGGGCCUUUUCGCAAGUCAGGCCAAAGUCACGCUUUUGGCCGUCAGCUGCAAGCCACAAAUAGGCAAUAUAGGGAGCAACCUAGAGGGGGUUCUGGGAAACCCUUUAUGAGCAAAGGCAAGAACCAGUUCAGGAACCGUUCUGGUUCAGGCAGUGGUAAUAAUCAACAGUCCGGUGACCGCUUUAAGUUGCCAUUACAGGCAGUUGACCAGCCCUUUCAAGCAUAGGGACUUGAGGGAGACAGGACUAUUGCCCAAAGUGGGACAUCGGCUGACUCUAUUUCAACACAACAUUGGGCAGAUUGAGCCCAACAGUUCAAAGGAUUUUAGGAAUUCAGUUGUUGAUAGAUCCUUUUCUGAAAGAGAACAAGAUGUCAGCAAGGUCGUUUCUAGAGAUAUUGGGUCACAUGGCAUCUCUGAUAGACUUGGUGCCACUGAGCAGACUUCAUAUGAGAGAUCUUCAGUUCUGUCUCCUGAAGCAAUGGAAAUCAAUGUGGGACAUCAUAAUAAAGAUGAUUUUGGUCAGAGAGGGUGCCAAAGCAGAUUUAAUGUGGAAGAAGGGAAUACCACUUCUAGUCGAGGGAGGGCAAUUGUAGUCUCCUACAGGAGAAAUUUAUGUCACAACAGAUGCCUCCAAAACGGGGUGGGGGCACAUUCGGAGGACCAAAUGGUUCAGGGAACUUGGAGUCCGAAAGAGAUAGAAUUGCAUAUCAAUUUAUUGGAAAUGAAAGCAGUGAUAUUGCUUUCCACAAAUGGGCGCUGCACUGGAGGAACAAGGUAGCACUUGUUCGUUCGGACAAUGUUUCAGCAGUCCAGUACAUAAAUCGUCAAGAGGGAACAAUAUCACCCCUUCUGUGUCACUUGGCACGGAAAUUAUGGCAGAUGGCCAUAGAAAAUCAAAUAGUAUUGCAAGCAGCUCAUAUUGCAAGGGUUCGCAAUGUUCUAGCAGAUCAUUUAAGCAGGCAGAAAGUCAGGAUAUGCUGGAUAGAAUGGUCUCUGAAGGAGACGGUUGUACAGAGGAUUUGGAAUCGAUAUUACAGUCCUCACAUAGAUCUGUUUGCAUCAGCACUGAAUCGCAGACUUCCAGUUUACUGCUCGUGGCAGAGGGACCUUCAAGCAUUGGCGGUGGAAAGCUUGUCAAUUUUAUGGGAGGGGAUGCUGGGAUAUGCAUUUCCCCAGGUCGGGCUAAUGCCCAGAAUGCUAGACCAUCUGUCCCGGUUCAAUUGCAGAAUACUGUUACUCGCUCCGAGGUGGCCACACAGACCAUGGUUUACUUGGAUUCUCAGCUUGUUGCACAACAUGCCGUCAAUAAUUCAUCCUCAUCCAGACCUUAACUGAAGACAGUGGGGAUGGAUAUAUAUCAUCCAGACCCGGAAUUUCUGAAGUUGGCAAUUUGGCCAAUUUCAGGAGUACAAGCAGACUGUCAGGAAUUUCAGUCUCAGCUAGCAAACUUAUGCUGUCAGCCUGGAGAAAAGGUACUCAGAAUGUCUACUUCUCUCAGUACAGAAUCUUCAGAAGCUGGUGUUUGGAAUGGGGUAUUGAUCUCACUACUGCAUCUCUGAAUGAAACAUUAAAUAUUUUUGCUAUUCUGUAUGAAUCGGGAAAAUAAUAUAGAACCAUAUGUGUUUACCAUUCUGUGCUUUCCUGUCGAUGGCAAGAACAUUGGAGAACACCCUAGUGUUGUGAGACUCAUGAGGGGGGUGUUUAAUACUAGACCCCCAAGGAAGCAGUUGGUUCCAGAAUGGGAUUUGGAAUUAGUCUUGAAGGCUUUGAAAGGCAUGCCUUUUGAGCCUUAUGAAGAAAGCUUCACUGUAACUUGUCACAUACAAAGGACUCGAGCCACGAACACCCUGUAAUGGCCUAUAUGCUUGGGGUGAAAUCCAAAGUGUCUUUUGCUGAUUUUUUCUAUCCUUGAUUUCCAUGUAUACUAUUUACCCAAAUCACAUGUCACCUUAAUUUGUGAAACCGGAUGUUGAUUACUUGAAAUUAAAUGUCAAACCCAUACAUGUAUUUGAUUUCCCCCCGGAUUUUCCCACCUCUUUUUUCACAUUGAGGCAAUAAUUUUUAUAUUGUGUAUGUUUUGCUCUAAGAUUUAAUUUGAUUGAAUAAAAAUUGGUAAUGAAAGGUAUUCUUUCCAAUGAAAAAACCUCACAGCGACGUUCUACACUGAGUGGCCAAAAGUAUUGCAACAAACAUGGCUGAUGUCAUCACAAUGUAAAUAACAGCUGCAUGGAAAAAACCAACUUUCAAUGAAAUAAACAUUAUUUAUUUACCAUUUUUUUCUAGUAUUUUGUUGCAAAGUCUUUCUGAAUAAUAACUUGUCGUAGUCUUGAAGAUAUUGAAGCAUGGAAGCUACGGAUAUAUGUUUGAGAGAGGUCAUUCCAAAUUUUUGUCACUGCAGCCAUUAGGUCAUCCCGGUUUUUAAUAUCAUCAAACUCACGGGACAGUUUGAUUUUGAUACAACGCCAGACAUUUUCAAUGACAUUAAGGUCCGGGGACUGUGCAGGCCAGUUGAAUUUUGGAAUACCGUUUUCUUAUUUCCAAGUAUUGGUCUGUCUAGAGGAGUGGGGGUGGAAUUAUCGUCUUGGAAAAUAAAUUGCUGAUUUCCAAUCAUUUUGCUAACAACGGGCCAUAAGUGAUUAUCCAGCAAUUCAAUAUACUUUGCUGAGUUUAGAUUUUUAUCAACAGGUACACGAACACCAAUACCAUAAUUAUAGGUUAUAGACUUUGUAUGGGAAAAUAUGACGACUGAGUUUUUUGGCGCGUACACGGACCGAGCUUGCGAGGUCCGUUCGCGACAAAAAACGAGGUCGUCAUAUUUCCCAUACAAAGUCUAUAACCUUUUUAUUAUAUACUUUCAAUUUCAUUUAGAAACCAACAAUAAUUUUAUUUUUAACAAUAACUUUAUCGGUUUAACUGAGUAAAAUAUGGAAAAACACAAAAAAAAUUGAAAAUUAACGGCGUAGAAAUUUGAUUGUGACGUAAUGUUUGCGGGCCGGAAUGUUUCCGGGCAUAUAUCGUGUGAUAUAUACCCGCAAACUUUUAAAGAAAAAAGAAGAGAUGAAAUUGAAAGUAUAUAAUAAUAGGUAAUACACCCUAAAACAUACAACUUACUCUCACGGGCGUUUUGCGUUGGUUCAGACGGUAAGGUUUCCUCUUCUCGGACGAUUUUCUCCACAAACUUACAGAGUUAUUUUGUCCAAUGACUACCUGUGUUUCGUCUGAGAAAAUAACUUUCUACCACUGUUCAGGUUUCCAAUGUCUUUUCCUCGGCACCACAAAAUUCGGCGUUGUUUGUUGACUUUAGCGAUUGUAAGAGUUUUCUGAAUUUUGCCCCUCCUGUAUCCUUCCUGGUGUAACUUACGACGAACAGUUCUCAUGGACACAUUUGUACCUUCAUUCCUAUUAAAAGUUGAUGUAAUGUCUUGAAGAAAUUGUCUUCUGUUAGUUUUCAGAAAGCGAUAAAGUUUCCGAUCACCCCUCUCAUCUAUCACUCGGGGCCUUCCUCUCCGGGGAUCGUUUUUAACACUUUCUUUUUGACGGAAUGUUUUCAAAACUCGUCCAACAGUGCUUCGAUGGAUUCCCAAUGAUUCACUAAUUUUGUUGUCAUUAAAUCCCUUUGAAUUUAGAAUUACAAUCCUUUCCUUUAGGUCCUUUGACAAUUCUUUCUCAUUCUUCGACAUUGUUUUCAUUCGAUACCUUACCGGGAAUCGUCUGCUACUUUGAAUUACAAACGGUUCCCCAUAUAAUUCGUACCCUAGUUAAUUCGCAUACCUGACAUCACGACCCAAGCUUACUUUGUUACGCGUCAGCAAUAAAAAUAGAAUUUGAAGCGAGUAAAAUUGUGAUGACGUCAGCCAUGUUUGUUUCAAUACUUUUGGCCACUCAGUUGCUAUUACAGUUGCUAUCGAAAAAUAACUUUUUUGAAAUAUCGCGAGAGGAAGAGGAAUAGUCUUCUGAACAGCUGACAUCAGUAUAUGUGAUGCAUUGUGAUUACUGCGGAUACAGGUGCCAAUUAAAAUGCUUCAUUGUGUUGAUUCCUAAAAAUUAGAUACGCGAGUAUUACAGAAUUUCCAUUCUACAGCAAGUAUAACCGGGAGUUAACAUUUUCAACCAAAUCUUUUAAAGUUUUGCACCUCGAAUCAGUACGCUACGCGGGGUUAUCACUAGGCCGACCACUCAUCGGGCCAGUGAUAUAUGUAAGUGCAUAUGAAUUGGAAGUGCGGGAAUAGAAGUAAAAACUUCUUGUACAUUCCACUUUUAUUUGAAAAUGAUAAGUAAUCUUUCUGAUUUUGUCUGGGGAAAAAACAACAUACAAUAUCCCUCACACAUAAUCUUGCUCAUUUACAUAAAGUGUCUCCGGUCAUUCAGCUAUUCUGAUAUAUUUCCAGUUAAUAUAUUCCCGCACAUGAGUUUAAUCAUACAUCUUCCUUGCUUACAUACAUUUGUUUUGGCAAACUGAUAGAUGUGUCAAAAUUGUUACAUAUAGUCUUUUGUAAUGCAUUUUCUUUACUUUUAAUUACAAUGAAAAGUAACUAUAUGCAUGGUUUCAGGCAUAAAUACAUAAUUUAUUAAAUUUCUUAAUUUAUUUUUAAUUAAAAAGAGUAGUUGUUUUCUCAAAUGAUCAUUUUACACAUUCAAAUGACGGUUUUUAGGAGUUUAAUUCAUAUUUGUAAAAAUGCAAGGGAGGCUACUGUAAGUUAAAAUAAGUGGCGGAUCCAAUGGAACGUUCACACAAUUUUCAAUAGAAAAUGGAGGACAAGAAUAUAUAAAUGGAAUUUAUUAAUAUUUUCAUAGUAUAAUAUUACCCCUUCAUUUUAAGACAUCCAAACCUGUGAUAUAAAUCUACCAUAGUAUAAUGAUUAUUGUACCAGUAUUACAUGUACUGGUCAGGGUUAAAUAGUGCAUUUCAGUUUAGAAGUACGUGUAACAUAUUGUGUUUAUAUUUCUACCUAGCCAUUUAUUAUUGAAUAUGAUGAGAGCGAUGCCUUAAUUAAAGGUCUAAGUUAUUUAUUAUUAUUUAUUUUUUAAAAAUAUUAUUAUCCCAAUUUUUUACCUCACUCAUUUUAAGUUCUGCACUAUUACAUGUACAUUACUUUAUUAUUAUUCCUAAUGAAACAAAAUCAAAUGAUUUACAUCCAGUGUUUUUCACACCAAAUUCAGAAGCUACGAUUAUGCCUUACUGAUUUGAAAAAAUUAUCAACUUAUUUUAAUAUUAGGAUUUUUUAAAUAUUGAACUCCUCCAUAAAUAAAUGUGUGUGUGGGUAAAUGGGUGCGUGCGUAUGUGUUUGUGUGUAAACUAUUGGAAUUUUGUAACUAUAGAUUUUUAAAGAAUGUUUCUUUUUGCUACUUAUUCAUGCGACAUGGCAUGCAUCUCGAUCAUGAAAUGGAAAUUAUACAAGGUUAUCUUGAUACUGUCCAAUAUUCACUUUAUGGGGAUGCCAUUAACGCAAUAGUAGGUCAUACGUAAAAUAUUUGUAACAUAUUGUUUUAAAAGUGCAAAUAAUUUUGACACGAUUUGGGGGGGGAAUUUUGACAAUUUUUAAGGGGAAAUGGCCAGAAUAAUGUCUUAAUACUUAAGUAUGUAUGAAUAACACUGACAUAAUUUACUUCAGCGUGCAUUUGGAGAGGGUUAAUAUAGACAAUGCCUGUUGUCCAAUCCAUUUGUGUUUUCUGCAUAUUAAGAUUGAUAUUUUGAUUUAUUUCCGUUUCCAAAUUGAUUUGUUACAGAUGCCUAGAAAAAAGUCCUAUAAGUGUUUUAACUGCCCUAGAAUUACGAAACCAACAGAUAUAUGUUAUAUAUCAAAGAUUCAUAGGAAUGUAAUAAGCAGACUAUCUGGAAGAACGCCUAGUCACCGUGAUUUUCUGUGUGACAAAUGCAGACAUAUAUGCAGGUCCUAUAUACAGAAAUACGGCAAGUCAAAUCCAGAACCCAAGAGGAGUAAUCUGUCAUCUAUAAACCAACCAUCAUUUUCUACGUCCCUUAGUCCUCCUUCUGUUCAAUUGUCAUUCCCAUGUACAGCUAGAGGUCACUCUUCUUGCAUACUUAAGAUAUUUAUUUCAGUUCAUACAAAAACUUUUACGCGGUAGCCGAGAGGUUAGAUUGUUCGCCCUGCAUGUGGUAGGCCGGGGUUCGAAUCCCGGCCGCAUCAGACCUAAGUCGUAAAAACGGGUAGUGACAGUUCCAUCGCCAAACGCUUGGCAUCAGGGGAUGUCCCAUGUCGCAGUUGGUGUGGCACGCUAAAGAACCCUCACUGCUUAAUGGCCGUAAGAGCCGAGCAUAGGCCUAAAAUUUGAAGCCCUUCACCGGUCUUGGUGACGUCUCCAUAUGUGUGAAAAAUUCUCGAGCGAGACGUUAAGCAAGAUACAGUCAAUCAAUCAAUCAAUCAAUCAAAAACUCUAAUAUAUUAUGUAUAAUACCUUCUAUUUAAUGAUAAGAAAGGAUGAUAUCAUGAAUUUGUAUCUGAAUACCAAUAGUACAUAAACAAGUUUUUAAAUGAUUAACCCAGCUAGUCUGCAAUUCUGCAUAUAUUUGCAUAACGAUGAGAUAUCAUCAAAUGAUAUAAAUAUAUACAAGUCGCCGUUUUAUACGUUUUAAUUUUCACCCACUAAUAACAUUUCGCUUAGAAUUUAUUUCUUUUAUUUCUUUGUUUUAUCACACGGAGGUGCACGGGGCCACAAAGGAGGCACAGGUGACAUCCACGGAGUUCCUCCGCGGACUUAAAAGUCUACUUCGCUCAGAAAAAUGACUUCAGAUGUGCCUACAAUUUUAAAGGAGAAUCAGAUAUAUGUUGCUGGACAGCCUGCCUACUUCAACUACUCAACAAGUCAGAAAAUUCAAAGACCAGUAGGUGGAGAUGACCACAGAAUAGGAAAUCACAUUCUCUUGUUCACAGUUCUGAAGCCACAGUACCCCAUCACAGUGGAUGUAAUGCAUACAAUUUGCAGCCCUUAUGGACAAGUUCAAAGGAUUGUAAUCUUCAAGAAAAAUGGUCUACAAGCAAUGGUAGAAUUUGACACUGUGGACACGGCCAAAAGAGCAAAGCAGAACCUGAAUGGGGCAGAUGUAUACUCGGGCUGCUGCACUCUGAAAAUUGACUUUGCUAAGCCCACCCGUUUGAAUGUUUUUCGCAAUGAUAGUGAGAGCUGGGAUUACACCCAAUCUAUGCCUGAAAAAGAUUCAGCAUCUCAACGAAAUGGACCACUUUUAGCUGAUCCUAGAUACAGCAAUGCUCCCAUGCCCUAUGAUGGUCGAUCAGGUGGUCUCCCUGGCCCGAAUCCAGGGUAUGGUGGAGGUCCAGGGCCUCAUCAGGGCUACCCUGCAGGGGGCCCCACAGGAGGGUAUGGUGGAGGGGGUUAUGGCCCCAAUUUUGGUGGUGGCUAUGAUGGGGGUGAUGGCUACGGUACACCUAUGUCUCCACGGCAAAAGGGCUAUGACAACCGAGGAGACAGGUUUGCUGGAAAUCAAGGUGCACCGAUGCAAGAUCGGGGAGGAUAUGGCCAUGCUAACAUGCCAUCACAGGCUUACCAGGAUCAGGGACCUCCUCCUCCAGGGGCUAUGUUCCAGGGAUCAGUCAUUAUGGUGUAUGGAUUAAGUCCAGACAAGAUUAACUGUGACACACUUUUCAAUUUGUUCUGUCUGUAUGGAAAUGUUGUCAGGGUGAAAUUUCUGAAGAGUAAGGAAGGGUCGGCUAUGGUGCAAAUGGGGGACUCGCUGGCAGUGGACAGAUGCAUGCAAAAUCUCAACUACAUUACCCUGUUUGGGAACAAAAUCACCCUUGGACACUCCAAGCAGGCAUUUUUACAAGACGUCCCCAAUCCAUAUGACUUACCAGAUGGCAUGCCCUCAUUUAAAGAUUUCAUGGGGAGCAGGAACAACAGAUUUGCCAACCCAGAGGCAGCAAGCAAAAAUCGCAUCAUGCCACCAUCCAAAGUUCUGCAUUACUUCAACACUCCUCCAAAUAUUUCAGAGGAACAACUUGGAGAGGUAUUGACAAAUUUGGGGGCAACAAUACCUUCUAAAGUUAAACAGUUUACAGGAAAAAGUGAAAGGAGUUCUUCUGGAUUGAUCCAGUUUGAAUCCAAGAUGGAGGCCUUGGAGGCUCUGGUUCUGGCUAAUCACACAUCCAUUCCAAAUCCAGCUGGAAAAAGUCCGUAUGUGAUGAAGCUGUGUUUUUCUGGUGGUCCAAUCAAAGAAUGAAUAGAAAGGAAUCUCAGAACUAUGUUGUCUUUGUGAACAUUUGAAUUUGGUAGUUGUUUGUUUAAGUAAUUCAUUAAGUAAUUCGUUAGAUUUUUUUUAGUGCAGUAGUAGUGUAUAAUCAUGUCAUUUAUGAAUUAUGCUUUUUAAUAUAAUUUUAUUACAUGUAAUAAAGUAAUCAAGAGAGUGAAA